UUCACUUUCCACAAACAACUUCUUUUUCCCCUUUCAACUUCACAUACCCCUUCAAACCAAUUAAUAUAGAGACUCAAGACAACCACUACUUUUAGUACUAAUGGAAUUAUCAUAUGGAGAAGAACUACUACUUUCUUCUUGUGAUCCACUACUUGAAGAUGCCAAAUUACGAAAACCGAAAGAGAUAGAAAUUUGUGAUGGUGAUCAAGAAGAAGAAGAAGACAAGACAGAAACUUGUAAUGAUCAUGAAUCAAGACUGGAUCAAGAACUCAAUCUUAUAGGUAGUUUUAAUAAUAUGGCUGCUAGUAAUAAUAAUUCAUCAGAAACUACAACCACUACACCACAAGCAUCCGCAGAUACAACUACUGAGCCUAGGGUUUUCUCAUGUAACUAUUGUCAAAGGAAAUUCUACAGUUCACAAGCACUUGGAGGUCACCAAAAUGCCCAUAAAAGAGAAAGAAAUCUUGCCAAAAGAGGUCAAAGAAUGGGCUUUCUUUCAAGUAGUCCUAUGUUUUCAGCAGCUGCAGCUUUUGGUCAUACAUAUGUGUAUCAACAACAACAACAAAAUGAUCAAAAUUAUUGCUCUACCCUUUCUUCACUUCCUCUUCAUGGCUUUAACAACAACAACAAUAGAUCACUUGGAAUUCAGGUACACUCAAUGAUCCACAAACCUCCUAGCUGUAAUAACUCCAUGUUUUCGACAUCUUCUUCUUCGGGCUUCAAAGGCUUCUAUGGACCAAAAGGAUGGUCAUCUAGACCCCAUGUUGAUCAACAACCUACUAUAGGGAAACUACCAUUAGCAUCAGCAAACUACACAUCGAAUUUGGCCGCCGCACCACCGUCCCACGCCAGUGUAGGGAGGUUUGAUGUUGUUAGAACGAACUCGAAUGUCGACAAAGAUGAAAUUACUGGCAAUUGUUUAUGGUGGCCAGAGUUGAAGACUAAUAAUCAAGAUGAGUCCCAACAACAACUUGACUUAUCCCUCAAGCUCUAGUACUAAAUCACCUAAUUUAUUCAAUUACAUAUUUUUUUUUUCUCUUAGAUCUUUCUUGUUGAGAGAUCAUCCAUUAUACUUGUGUUUUGUCAUUACUUUUCUUUUUUCUCCUUUUUUUUUCUUUCUAUUUUUAAAUAAGUUUAUUUUUUUUGAAAUUGAAAAUAGCUAGCUAGUGUGUAUAUUUAGAUCUUGGAAAGAUUUGAUUUUUCAGA
Molecule: messenger RNA, 1206 nt
Organism: Erigeron canadensis
Lineage: Eukaryota; Viridiplantae; Streptophyta; Magnoliopsida; Asterales; Asteraceae
Product: zinc finger protein 3-like
Exons: 1
Coding region: 101-994 (297 amino acids)
Biological process (GO): negative regulation of abscisic acid-activated signaling pathway
Source: RefSeq, a predicted model, not a curated record